AUGACUUCUCCAUCUACCCCAAUACGACCCACACCCUUUCCCAGACUUGACACACUCUCUACAGACUUACGACAGGCCCAAGAUGACCGCUCUUUGAAAAGGCAAUACCAGAGGAGACAGCACAGCUAUGCAAGUAAUGUUGCAGCUCAGCCAAAAGGCAAGACUGCGCUGCUGCAGGACUUCUCACGAUUCGUUGCGUCCUUCACAGGAGAAGCGGAAGUCUGUUACCAGUUCGCACUCCGUACCUCCUCCGUGGUCAAGCCGGACAUAGUGCAAGCCGCGGUGGUAGCUUACACGAAUGAUGAAACCAGUGAUGACGGACAGACGCAGGAGUGCCUCCUUGACGUUGGCCGUUCAUCGACAGACGGCCUCGAUUUCGACUUUGGAUUUGAACUACUUGCCGAUCCAGACGUCUUUGACUCGAUCAAUCUGGCGCCGACAUUGACGGCUCCAUUGGUUGUGCAGUAUCAUGCCACACAACUUAGUCUGGUCAUGGUUUACGAUACACAACACCUCGAUGACUACUUUGCAGACAUUGCCUGGCAAAUACUGGUCGAUCAGCUCUCGGGCAAUGCGGAUGGCGUAAAGCUGUCAACGAACCAUGCUUCCGUGCUGAACCAUCCUCCAUUAAUGCAUCCUCCACCACUGGCACAAUCCGGAAGAGGUACCCUACCGGUCGGGCUUCUACAUGCUGGCUUUCAAAGAUCAGCCGCCAGAUGUCCAGAACGGAGUGCGCUGCAUUUCCAAACGUCUUCCAGCUCCGGCACGCUGGUCGACGAAACAUUCACUUAUGCUCAACUUGACAAUCUUACGACAUCUCUGGCAUUACAGCUACGCGACACCAUAAAAGCUAGGCCUGAGGACCCAACGGUAGUGCCUGCAUAUAUGUCGAACUCUGCAGCGUUCUAUGUAUCGUGGCUGGCCGUGCUCAAAGCUGGCUUUGCAUUCUGUCCAUUACCUGUGGGUGCACCCCCCGAACAACUUCGAGGCAUCGUUGAAGAGGUCGGCGCCUCUCUGAUCCUGACGAACGGCCCGCAAGUAGGUGGACGACCUUGGGAUGCCUGGUACUGCGAUGAUGACGAGCUGGCAACCUGCCUGGAUGUGAAGGAGUUCUUACGGAGCUUGUCGCACGACCCGGAAACCCGCCGCCAGUCUCUACCAGAGGUCCAAGAAAGCGAUCUCGCAUACGUUAUGUACACAAGCGGCUCGACUGGCAAGCCGAAAGGCGUCAAAAUCCAUCAUCAUGCGGCGGCAUGUUCGAUUGGAUCACACUGCAAGCAUAUUCCGGCCUCGUUCUUCAAGGAUGGCUUCCGCUGGUUCCAAUUUGCCGCGCCCACCUUCGAUCCGUCUAUCAUGGAGAUCUUUACUACGUGGUCGACAGGAGGCACACUUUGCGGUGCUCCGAGAGAUGUACUUCUGACGGAUCCAGAGCGUGCCAUCAACCAGCUGUCUGCGACAAUAAUGAUGGCCACCCCAAGUAUGGCCAGCGUUCUGCGACCAGAGAAAGUUCCAACGUUGAGACAUCUCUGGACUAUGGGCGAGAAGCUGACUCCCAAAGUCAUCAAGAACUUCUCGUAUGACUCGCCUGACAAUUCUCCGGUCGACAGCCACACACCGAAGCUACAGAUUGCACGUAGGCUGUUAAACGCGUACGGUCCUACAGAAGGAGCGAUCAACUGCAACAUCGUAGCGAACUUCUCUCACGACGAACGAGGGUCAAUCAUCGGACAGCCAGUCGACACAUGCUCCAUCCUGAUUCUUAGGCCUGAUCGGCGGAAAGCGGUGCCAGUGCCUAUGGGCUUUUCCGGAGAGCUGGCAAUAGGAGGUCCACAAGUCAGCCAAGGUUACCUCAAUCGUCCCGAACAAACAGCAGCAGCUUUUGUGACGAGCUCUACAUACGGUCGGCUCUACCGCACAGGCGACCGAGCCCGGAUUGUCAAGACCAAAAAUGGAGAACUGACUGUCGAGUUCCUCGGCCGCUUGACUACCGAUCAAGUCAAGCUGAGCGGCAGACGUGUCGAGCUCGGUCAGAUCGAAUCGACUAUUGCCGGCGUGCCCGGCGUUACAGACGCCGUGGCUAUCGUCCAUCAGCACGGCGCUGUUGGGCAAGGCAGUGAGCAGAUCGUAGUCUGCAUGGUCGCCGAUGGCGUGAAGGCCGGAGACGACCUGAUCGAUGAUGCUCGCAAGGCGGCUGAGAAGUCGCUUGCGCAGUUCAUGCGUCCGACACGCUACUUUGUGCUACCCACAAUGCCUCGGUCAAGGUCAGGGAAGACAGACCGUAAAGCACUUACUGGUAUCGUCAACGAAAUGUGGGAGACAACAAGUGAUGGCUCUCGACGUUCUUCGGACUCUGGCUACGAUACUGGAUUGGCUCAGAGUGUUGCCGACAACGCGAUGCUCGGUCUGGUGGUUGAUAUCAUUGCUAAAGUCUGCGAUGUCGACACUGUACACAUCACGCCAGGAACCCAGUUGCUUUCCCUAGGGCUGGACAGUCUGCGGGCUGUGCGACUCUUACAGCAGCUGCGAGACAAGGGCAUCUCGCAUCUCAAUGUUGCUCGUGUUGCUAGCAGUAAGACCGUCUCUGGCUUGGCAAAUGCCUGUGCUGGUGUUGGAGAUGCCGACAGCACACCAUCUACGAUCGAACAGAUCGACUGGAGACUUCGUCUAGCCGACUUCAGCAAGCAACACCUGCAUACCUGUGCUGGGCAGCUGAGCAUACCAGCCUCGGACGUGGAUCGUGUUUUACCGACGACCGCAACGCAAUCCGGCAUGAUCGCUAGCUUCCUCAGGAGCAUGUCGAGGCAACCUCCAUCUUCCACACGCAAGCGCUACAUCAAUCACAGCAUCUAUCACCAGGCUGCUGAUGUGGAUGUUACGAAGCUUCAGCAGGCGUGGCACACUGCACUAUCCCGAGCCGACAUUCUCCGGACUGUCUUCACAUCAGCAGAUGAUGAGCUUGCUCCUUUCGCGCAGUGUGUGCUUACCCCAAGCGCUGAUCUUGCUGCUGUGCAGGUACACCAGUAUACUUGCGACUUUUCACCGGACUGGGACAGUACUGUCGAGCAAGCUCAAGCAGAUGCAGAAGCUGCCAUUGGGCUUGAAAAGCCUCCGUUCAGGAUCGCGGUCAUUCAGUCCACUCAACGCACAUGUUACCUCCUCUCGCUGUUCCAUGGUAUCUUUGAUGGCGGAUUGUUGGAGUUGAUUCUGCAAGAUGUCGAAGACUUCUACUUCGACAGGCCUCUGCAGUCUAGAUCUCAGAUUGAUGUUGCCGUGCGAAAGCACUUUUCGGGGGCCAACGGGGAGAGCGUGAAGCACUGGAAGUUUAUCUUCGAGGACUUCGAGCCUGUACCAUUCCCUUGUGUUUCUGCUUCGAAGCCGGAGACACAGACACCAGAUGUCCAAGUCGCGGAGGUCAUCGGGACCACAACUCUCGACCAAAUUGCACAGGCCUCAAAGGCAGCGUCGGUCUCGCCGCUAUCGAUCCUGCAGGCCGCAUGGGCGACGGUAUUGUUAGCCUACACUGGCUCGUCAGCGGAUGUCUCAUUCGGCAGUGUUGUCUCAGACCGAAUGGAGGAAGAUCUCAGCUCGUGUGCAGCGCCCACAUUCGCUGUCGUGCCAAGCAGAGUCCUCCACCACGACAGCGCCGCAUCUUCCAUUCGUGAGAUGCUGUCAAACUUGACGAGCAAGAAUGUCGAUGCUUUACCAUACCACCACUUGCCAUUGAGUUCGUUGACCACUGCAGAAGGCACUUUACCCUAUGAUACCCUACUGGCGUUUCAAGCAUUCGACAAGUCCGCAGGCGAAAGCUCGCUGUGGAGCUCGGUUGACUAUCCAGCAAUGGAGCACGACUUCGCCGUCAUGAUCGAGGUCUGGCCUACAGCAUCUGGCCCACUUCGCCUACGGGGAACGUACACACACGAUCACUUGGACCGACUUGCAGCAGGGACUAUGUUGCGACAGCUCGACAAUGUUGUCACUUUCCUGUGCAAUAACCCCAAUCAGCCUUUUCAUGAUGCGCGAUACGCUGUAGAUUCGCGACUUCAAUCGCAGAUCCCGUCGGCGCUUGGAGCCUCGCAGCAACUACCUGAAGCUGAGCAACUCUUACACCACGCAUUCUUGCAGCAUGUUGUGACCAGACCACACGCGCCUGCUCUUCUCUUCAAGCAGUCUACCGACGAUUCCCAGCCUGAUAUAGAAUGGUCGUACAGCAAACUUCACAAUAUGGCCAGAAGCUUGGCGACCAACCUGCUUGACGGCUACGGCCCUCUGAAGAACGAGCCUGUCAUGAUCUGCAUGGAGAAGUCUGCGGAGCUAUACGUUGCAGUACUGGGAGUCCUACUUGCUGGGGCUGGUUGGUGUCCGAUCGAUCCAUAUUCACCUCCUGCGAGACAGCGUGCUAUCAUGGAGAGGACGAGUAGCCGCCUGCUUCUGAUAUCACCUACGGCGUCGAACGUGGCCGCAGAUGCUAUGCCAGAUGGUGUGUCGCAGCUUCUGGUGGACAUCAAUAUCCUCGAAGCACAAGCUGCCAAGGCAGAGUAUCGCGACUUGCCUGUCGAAGGUCAUCCCGAUGACCUUGCUUACUUGAUUUUCACGAGUGGAACGACCGGAUUGCCGAAGGGCGUACCUAUAACGCACAGAUCUGGCGCGACCGCAAUGAACGCACUCACAGAGGUCAUACCUUCAGACGUGAAAGGCGGCCAAGUCCGCUGCAUGCAAUUCUCACAGUACACUUUCGACGUCUUCGUGCAGGAUCUGUUCUACACCUGGAAGCUGGGCGGUACUGUCAUCUCGAGCACUCGACAACUCAUGAUCCAGAACUUCUCUGAUCUAGCUAACGACACGAAGGCAACUCACGCUCAUCUGACGCCUGCUUUUUCGGCAACGCUCGCUCGUAGUAGUAUCAAGACGCUGGAAGUCGUUACCAUGAUUGGCGAGAAGCUGACUGAAGCUGUAGCGGCCGACUGGGGUACAGAUAUGCGAGCUUUCAACACUUACGGACCUGCCGAAGUCACGGUUGUAUCGACGCUGCGCCAGUUCACAGGCAAGCAGGAUCCUUACCACAGCUCGAAUGUGGGCGUUCCGUUGCCAUCUGUAGGCACAUACGUCGUUGACAGCGACAACAAUGUUGUCAUGCGAGGCGCCAUUGGCGAGCUGGCGCUCUCUGGACCUCAGCUUUCACCAGGGUACUGGAAAUUGCCGGAGGUCAACGCAAAGAAGUUCAUCUGGAACGACAAAUUCCAGGAGAGGCUGUAUUUGACUGGCGACUUGGUGCGGCACCUGGCGGAUGGUACGCUCAGCUUCGUUGGCCGCAACGACGACCUUGUCAAGCUCGGCGGCAUCAGAGUCGAGCUUGGUGAGAUCGCGUUUGCUCUCCAAGAUGCGGAUCAUCGUAUUGAGAAGUUUGAGGUGCUGCAUUGUGAACGCCAAGAUGCAGAUGAGAAGUUGGUCGUGGCGUUCUUGGCCUGUCCAUCUCUAGGUGCGUCGAGCGACACGGUCCAGGCUAUCUCGUCACCUGCAGCCAGAGAUUUGGCACAUAUCGCCCGAGAGUAUGGUCGCAAAGUUCUGCCGCCAUAUAUGCUACCUACCACAUUCAUCGUCCUGCCUCGCAUCCCGCGCACGGCAUCUGCGAAAGUCGACAGAGCCGCCAUGACCGCCGUCUACCACUCCCUCGACCUUGCUACGUGGGACAGCAAUGGUCUGGAGGACUCCACUAGUAAUGACCAGCACUUGGUGUGGCGAGAGGCCAAUAGAGAGCUUUUGCAGGUCAUCGCGAACGGCCUUCGUGUAACUUCGGACUCCUUGCAUCCUGCUAGUAGUCUGCCUACGAUUGGCAUUGACUCAAUCGGCGCUAUCAGACUGAUACCGAAGAUCAACGCACUGGGCUAUAACCUCUCUGUUGUCGAUGCUUUCAAGUGCCGGAAACUCUCAGACCUGUGUGAGCUGGCCAAUGCGUCAGCGGUACCUCGUUCUGACAAGAACGAGCCAUAUCCUGAUCGAAUACUCGAAAGCUUCCAUGCCCGCUAUUAUAGUACAACGUCAGCGUACCUCGAACAAGAUGACAUUACAGUCACUCCGACGACUGUGCUUCAAGAGGGGCUUUUGAGCGAAAGCUUUAAAGACGCAGGCGCCUACUGGAGCAGUCACCUCUUCUCUUUGGAGCCCAAUAUCGACCUCGUCAAGCUCAAGCGUGCGUGGACUAAGGUUGCUAGACAGACUGAGGCACUCAGAGCUGGGUUCGUCGCUAAAGCCAUGCUUCCGAUCUCUUCUGACGCACAGAGCGGGGACGGUCUAUCAUACUUACAGGUUGUCUACGACGAGCCUGAGAUUGGUUGGACCGAACACCAAUCAGUCGCUUUCAUAGAGGACGCCGCCAGAACGAGAGUCACGGAGGUUGCCCAGUAUCACCAUCAGCAAUUGUUCAGACUACCACCUUGGGCCAUCGAUCUCUUCUUUGCAUACGACGGUACCACGAAAAUGAUGAUUACUAUUCAUCACAGCAUCUACGACGGGCCUAGCCUGAGUUUCCUCGAGCAAGAUGUACAGGCAGCAUAUCAGCGAGUAUCGAAAACACAGCAACGCCUGCCGUUGACAGAGGCUGUUGCAUCACAAUCUGCUGUAGAUGCGGAUAGUGAUGGCGUUGUCAACUUCUGGAAAGAGGCCUUGAAAGAGUUCCAUGUGGGCCCCGAAGAGCAAAGUGCGACAGAUUCGGGCUCAGCGAAAUUGCAACAUCGCAUUCAGUACCUUCGUGGCAGCACAACGUUCACUGACUUGCGCGCCGCUGCAAAAAAGCUCGGACUUACAUCGAUUGUCACGAUUUUCAGAACAGCUUGGGCGCUGGUACUCGGCGAUCUACUCGAGACGGCUCAGGUGCUUUUCGCUGAGAUCCUCUCGGACCGCAUCGUGGACAGCAAGCUUGAGAACGUUAUAGGUCCGAUGAUGUCCACAGUGCCGAGCAUGUUCGUCCGCAAGGACACGGUUGCCAUGACCUUGACUGAAUAUGAUUCGUUUGCCAAGAAGGCCUGGGAGAAUCGCAACAUCCGACCUGGUACUAUCAAAGCCUUGAUGAAGCGUGGACCAUCAUCCCAAGUGUACCCAGCAAUGUUCGCCUUCCACCCAGCAGUUGGUGACGACAAUGGCCACUCUCACAGACUAUGGCAGCGUCUGCCUGAUGUCACACAAAUCGAGGUCGAACAUCCUUAUGCCUUUAAUGUCUGGCAAGACGCUGAAGACACUGCCCGAUUCGAGUUGGCGGUCGCGGAUCACAUCAUGAACGAAGGCGAACAGGGUCUCCUUCUGCGACAGCUUGAUGCCUUGAUCGGGACCCUGGCCAAGACUUCUGAUGUCCCGCUAGCAGCAUUGACAGAGACUCUAUCACGCGAGCUGCUGUCCAUAUCUACGCCCAGGAAGGAUACUCAAUGCCCUUCCCCAUAUGGCCCGACUCACUACGUAGAGCACUUCGCUGAGAUCCACCCUGAGUGGAAGGGCGCGGAGAUAGCAUUGAAGAUUGAUUUCGACGAAACGUUGACCGAGUCCUGGACUUAUGCUGAGCUUAAUGACAAAUCCAACAGAAUCGCUCACUGGAUUCUGCAGCAUGGGGCGUCGAAUCGGACGAUGGGAAUGUGCCUAGGGCGCACCUUGGUCUCAUACGCGGUGCUUCUCGGGAUCAUGAAAUCUGGCAACUGCUAUCUGCCGAUCGACGAGAGUCUUCCAGCCGAGCGUAAGGCGUUCUUGCUCGAGGACAGCAGUGCAGCCAUGGUCUUUGCGACUCAAGACGUCUUCGAAGGAGUUCGAUUCCCUAAGUUCUGCCGUCUUGUCGAUCCCGAAAACAACCAUUUCUCGCAGUCGCUCACUAACAUGAGUGCCAAAAACCCCGAGAUCGCUGCAGAUCCUCGCGACAACUGCUACUUACUUUACACAUCUGGGUCGACUGGUAAGCCCAAGGGUGUCCUUGUCAAUAGAGGCAACCUAGCAUCUUUCGUGGAAGCACAAUCCGAGUUCAUCUGCGAUGUCACGACUACUGAAGAAGUGGCUGGACGCGGCAAGUACAUGGGCCUCGCAAGUCGCGCGUUCGACGUCCACCUCGGUGAAGCAUUCCUUGCAUGGCGGCAUGGUCUCGCUGCUCUCACAGCGCCUCGCUCGACGCUACUUGACGACCUUGCUCUAGCACUAUCGUCGCUACACAUCACACACGCCAGCUUUGUGCCAUCGCUUCUUGAUCAGACAGGUCUUACUCCAGAGGACGCGCCAGAUCUCGUCUUCUUAAGUGUCGGAGGCGAGAAGAUGUCGCCAAAGACCAAGAAGUUGUGGGGUGGUCAUGGUCGUGUCGGCUUGAUCAAUGCCUACGGUCCGACAGAAGCCACGAUCGGAUGCUGCUCCAACAGAUUGUUCCCAGACUCCAACACGAACGACAUUGGCAUACCGCUAGGUGACUCUCAGGCUCACGUCCUGAUUCCAGGUACUGAUCACUACGCUCUUCGAGGUAUGCCCGGGGAGCUGUGCUUCACUGGCAGUCUCAUCGCUAAUGGCUAUCUCAACCGUCCCGAUGCCAAAGGCUUUGUAGAGGAUUUUCAUGGCCAACGGAUGUACCGCACUGGUGACAUUGUCAAGCUGGGGAUUGACAACCACGUCUACUUCCUUGGUCGCAAAGAUGAUCAAGUCAAGAUCAGAGGUCAGCGCGUCGAGCUCGGUGAGGUGGCUGAAGGUGUUCGCACGGCAUCCAACGACCCAAUCGAUGUUGCGACUCUGGUCGUCAAGCACCCGGAGCUCUCGAGGGUGCAGCUUGUGGCAUUCAUUGCACGGACAAAAGCUCCUAAGGAGAAGUCUCAAGACCCACCAGAGAUUGUUCAUGCUCAGCUGCAGGAGACCAAUUCCACCUUGCGAGCGGCCUGUCAGAAGACAUUACCGAGCUCGACCGUCCCUGAUCUCAUCAUACCUUUGGCAUACAUCCCGCUUGCUGCCACAUCGGCCAAGGCUGACAACAAGAUGCUGAUUCAGAUCUUCUCCUCAACUUCAAUCAACGACCUGAUGCCACGUUCAUCUGCUGGUCAAAGCCCGGACGCUGUGAAUCGAGCCAUGACUGAUGUCGAGACGGAAAUCUUGGGGAUCGUGUCCUCCGUACUGAAGGAUAAGCCAAGCCACGUCACGCCUGGCUCCACGUUGUUUGAGCUUGGUAUUGACAGCUUGUCGGGCAUCAGUGUCUUCUCCAAACUUCGUGCGGCUGGUUACGACUGCAGUGUGGGAAUGGUCAUGAAGAAUCCUACCCUCGAACAAUUAGCACAGAGUGGUAGACAGGACACGACCGACGACAACAGAAGAGUCGAGGACGUCCGUAAAAAGCUUACUGAGAUAGAGCAUGCGUUCUUGGAAGGUGGCGAGGUAGGCAUCGUGAGCAACAACAUCGCGGCAGUCAGACCAUGCCUUCCACUACAAGAAGUACUGGUGGCACAAUCCAUGCAUCAGAGCCUCGACGGCUCUGAUGGAGCGUAUGUGAACCACAGAAGAUUUGGCCUUGGGUCAGGCAUCGACAUUGACCGGCUCCAAGCGGCAUGGGCUAGGCUCAUAUACGAUAACGACAUCCUCCGAACCUGCUUUUCGACACAGAAUGACGGUUUCUUGCAGAUCGUACUCAAGCCGGACGCUUUUGGACUACAGUGGGAAGAUACCCGCUUGAGCCACGAUUUUGGCAUCGAUGAUCUCCAGCGACAGAUAGGCCGCGAUAUCGUUAGCAACCUCACAACUGUACCUCCGAUGCGACUUCGAGUGGUUCAACUGCAAGACCACGAGCUAAUACUCCUCUUGUCUAUCCAUCACGCACUCUAUGAUGGCAUCUCUUUGGAGAUGAUGAUGCAUGAUGUUCGAAGCUUCUAUGAAGGCACCCUUCCUCAGCCGCGACCAAGCGUUCUGCCUUUCAUCGAGUAUCUUGCCGGCCAAGAUGAGGAUCGUCAGAAAGAGCAUUGGAUAACAUUACUUCACGACUGGCAGCAUGCUCCGCUACUCAGUGAGUCUGCCGUCAAGUUUGUCACUCUGCAGACAUCCGAGCGCACCUUCAGCCGCAAGCUGUCCGACCUCGAAGGCGACGCAACUAAACUCAACGUCACUUUCGCAACACUGCUGCAGUUCGGCUUCGCCUCGUCGAUGGCGCAAAUUGUCCGAACGCACGACUUCAUCUAUGGUAACGUCUUGUCUGGGCGUGCCGUGUCAGUGCGGGAUGUAGAUCGAGUUAUGGCACCAUGCAUCACGACCAUUCCGCAGCGUAUCAAACUGGAAGAUCCCGACGCUCAAGUCAUCGAUGCUUUGACUGCUCUACAGAAUGCCAACUCAGAGUCGUUGGAACAUCAGCAUGUGUCGCCACGAAGUAUCCAGAAGUGGACCGGCGCUGAUCGAGCGCUAUACGACUGUCUCUUCUCAUUUGUGCGUCUACAGCCGGCUACCGGACCGACUGCGACAUUCCUGAAAGAACAGGGCAGUGACAUCGGUGUUGACUACCCACUCGCGGUAGAGUUCGAAGCAGAUCCUAUGGGUGACAAGCUCGUUGUCCGCGCUGGUUUCACCGAAGCCUUUGGACCCAGUUCCAGCGCGGAGCUGUUGCUGGAAAAGAUCGAGAUUCUGGUUGAUGCAAUUGUACAACAGAACAGUCUCACGGUUGGCUCGCUCGGCAUCCCGAUCGCUGGAGCAAAGAGAAACGUGAAGGCCAGCGAGACGUACGAUGAGUCUACAUGGUUACCACUUGAAGAGCAGGUGCGAUCUCUCAUCAGCCAGUACACUUCUGUGCCAGAGCAUGAUAUUCACAAGGAUACCGCUUUCAUCCACAUGGGCAUAGACUCUAUCUCUGCCAUCAGGUUCGCCAAGCAUCUGCGUACCCAAGGACUGAAAGUUUCUUCGGCGGAUGUCGUCCGGCACGAUAGACUUGGCGCCCUGUGCAAGCAUAUUGGCUCGUCCGCAGAUCAGUCGCCUUCGAAUGUUGUGGAGCCAUCAGCGGCGCAAUCAGAGGACCCUAUCGCUGCAGUGCUGGCUUCUAACGGCGUGACUGGCAUCGACCGAGCUACACAAUGCUACGAAUGUACUCCAUUGCAGUCUGGUAUGCUAGCGCAAAGCCUGGCUACGGAAGGAGCCCUCUACAUGCACCACCAUGCCACUCGCUGCGAUCCAAAUAUUGACUUGAACCGCCUCAGACUUGCUUGGAAUUCACUCGUUGCUGAUCUGGAUAUCCUCCGAACUAGUUUUCAUUACUUGCCGGGUGAGAAAGUGCCGUGGGCUGCUGUUGUGCGUCCUACUGUAUCAUCGAGCUGGAAAGAAAUUGAGGUUGCGAACGCACAUGAGCACUGGCUGGACCUGUCCCGGAAAUCAGACUUCGUCGAGCGCAUACAGUCCAACACACCGUUGGCCAGUGCUCUCAUGCUGAGAUCCAAGGAUAGUCCGGUCCUGGUCUUGACCUUACAUCAUGCUGUCUACGACGGUAUAUCUCUGGCAAUGUUGUACCGCCAUCUCGCAAUGCGGUACCACGGCAACGAAGCACCUCAGACUACACCAUUCUACGAAGCAGCUAGAGCUGUUACGCGCAACGCAAAGGCUGCCGCGAGCUUCUGGACCGAUCACGUUCGGGACUACACAGGCGCACCUUUAUACGCAACCUCCGAGGAGCCCACCUACACCCUUGCCGAGCGCAGAGUGGCCCAUGACAUGCAAUUGCUGGAGAAUCAGUGUCGCAAAGCUGAUCUUGACAUCAAAGAUGUUUGUGUUGCGGCCUUCGGCAAAGCGAUGGCAUGUCUGUACGGAAGCCGUGACGUUGUCUUUGGCCAAGUCAUGGCAGCUCGCCACGGAAUAGCUGGUGACGACAAUGAGGUUAUUGGGCCUAUGUUCAACACGGUGCCCUUCCGUGUUACAAUCAAAGAUCAGCUCAUGACGAACUCCGAUGUUGCGAAUCAAGUCCAUGCCGUUCACGCAAAGUCUUUGGAGUACCAGCACGCUCCGCUUGCUGAGAUACAAAAGAAGUGGAGAGCUACUGCCUCUGACCCGCGAGCACAACUAAUUGACAGCAUCUUCGUCUACUCGAAGAUCGAGAAGCAAGCCUCGCAGGGCCUAGAAGUGUUCGGGCAGCCUCUCGAAGCAGAUAAAUCCCCUGUGCCAUCCGAAUACCGCCUGAACUUCGAGGUGGAGCAUACACAAGAUGGUAUGGUCGCACGCGCACUCUCGUCUAUGUCGCUUGCAGAGAUCAACAUACUCCUGGACCACUUCAAGGGUGCCGUAACAGACAUUAUCAGCCAGCCGGCACGUUUUGCGACGGCGGACCCAGACCAACUGAGAAGCUUGCCUGCUGAGACCAAGUCAGCGACCCCAUCCAUCGACUCUUUCAACCAGGUCGCUGUCGCCAGAUUUGCAGACGUCAUUCGCACCGCUAUGUCUGAGGUAGCACAAGUGCCUAAGGACAAGAUCGCCCUCGAUUCCUCAAUCUACUCCUUCGGUAUUGACUCCAUCGCGGCGAUACAAAUCGUGUCUUGCUGCAAAAACGCUGGCGUGCGGCUGAGUGUUGCCGAUAUUCUGAAAGGCGCUAUGCCCGGUAGGAUAUGCGAGAUUGUUCACAACAAAAAGACGAAGAGGGCCAACGCGAAUGAUGAGCCCAAAGCGGCCGAACUCGUUACGCCGGAGGAGGUGGAAGCCGCAAUAACGAAGCUAUCAUUCAGCAAAGAUGCUGUGGAAGAUGUGCUACCUUGCCUCCCUGGACAAUACUACCACCUUGUUAGCUGGUUACACUCAGGAAGGACAUUGUAUGAGCCUGGCUGGUCCUACAGAUCGACUUCCAGUCUUGACACCGAUCGUUUGGAAGCCGCAUGGCACACACUGCGCCGGCGUAAUGCAGUGUUGCGUACUAUGUUCGUCGCAUUGGGUCCGGAGCGAGCCUUGCAAGUUGUGCUCAAGUCAACUGCAGUCCAGGAUGAUGCUUUCGUGGUGCACGAAGACCGCUCUGGGAUAUCGCUGGAAGAUGUCGUCAAGAGUAGAGCUCACAGCGAAGCACGCAACCCCUCGGACUUCUUCUCGCUACCGAUCAGACUGCGCCUCAUCAAGACGGCUGACGGCGAUGCCGUGAUGAUCUACGUUCAUCACUCGCUAUAUGAUGCCUGGAGUAUGCCACGACUAGUGGCGGAGCUGGCCUCCAUCUACAACGGGAUCGAAGCCGAGCAAGGACCUCCUUUCGCACAGCUCGUGCGUCACACAUUGACCUCAAACGACAAGUCAGAAGAGCACAAGUUCUGGCAAGAAAGUAUGGCGGGACGUGAGAAGGCCAUCAUACCGUCGGCUUCGUCCCCGGCGGAUGAGCUUGACCGCCGUCAGAGUUUCGCCAUGGUCGAAGGUACGAAAGCUGACGUGGCCAGUCUUGAACGUGUCUGCGCCACUCACAGUAUCUCUCCACAUCAUGUCGUACUUGUAGUAUUUGCGCGAGUUCUGGCACGGGCCACAAGCACAUCAAGCCCACUUUUCGGGUUCUUCCAAUUAGGACGAUCUGCAGCCUUUGACAACAUCGACAAGGUCACUGGUCCUUGUGUCAAUACCUUGCCACUCGGCUUGAUAUCAGUCUUGUCACGGGGUGUUCUAGAGCUGGCUAGAGAGCUUCAGCAGCUGCUUGGCGCGAGAGUGCCGUUCGAGCAAACCGAUCUUCGCACCACAUUGAACGCUUUCGAUCCCACGGCAACACAGUUGCCCUUCAACACACACGUCAACCUGCUUUGGCACAAGUCCUCGUCGGUGGGUUCAGUUGCGGAGGACGAUCUGUUCAAGCCGCUUGCGAUUGGCGUGCCUACAGACUAUUCUUCGCCCCGCGUGCUACCAGGACAGACUGCUGUCGACUCACUGGAUACUACUCUACUGCCCCCCGGUCAACUGUUUGUUGAUGUUGGGCCUGGUGAGAAGGGCAUCAUCUUCGGUGCGAGGGCGGAUGCCGCGCUCAUGGAUGCCACUGGCAUUCAAGACUUCGUGGGCCGUAUCGAAGAUGAGCUACUUGCGUGUAUGAGCGAGUUGCGUGGAGGAGAGGGACAUGUUGCAGAAAGGCCACGAGAGGAGAACGUGGUGCACCAAGUGCACAUCGUUUCACAGCCUAACACAAAACAACAACGACAAGCUGUUCCGUCGAAGCUUAGCAAUGAGGCAGGAGAUGUCUUGGUGAAGAGCGAAUAA
Molecule: messenger RNA, 14169 nt
Organism: Fulvia fulva
Lineage: Eukaryota; Fungi; Ascomycota; Dothideomycetes; Mycosphaerellales; Mycosphaerellaceae
Product: Nonribosomal peptide synthetase sidC
Exons: 2
Coding region: 1-14169 (4722 amino acids)
Biological process (GO): amino acid activation for nonribosomal peptide biosynthetic process; secondary metabolite biosynthetic process
Cellular component (GO): cytoplasm
Molecular function (GO): phosphopantetheine binding; catalytic activity
Source: RefSeq, a predicted model, not a curated record